AUCGCAAAUGCUAUAAUUUUUGUAAUAAUAAUAUUUCUAAUGAUAAAAUGUUAAAAAAUCAACAUAAAGCUAAUUAUGAAUCAAAUAGAAAACUUCAACAGACUGCUUUAUCUAAAUGUAAUGUAAAAUCAUUACAAAAAAAAUCUUUGAAAAUAAAAGCACAUAAAAAUAUGAAGCAAUCACAAGCAAAUAAAAUUCAUGACUUAGUUGAUUCCAAAUCUGAAAAUGGUUGCAAUAUACAAAUACAAAAGAAAAAUAAUUGUAAAGUUAGUAAAUCUAUUACAACUAGAAGAUCAAACAAAGAUGUUUAUACAGAAUGCAAAAAUCAAAGAACAGUAAAAUCAAUAUGUUAUUUAGAAAUGAAAAAAAAGAAACCAAAAAAAAUGUACCAUAGAAUAAAAAAAUACAAACAUCAUAUUAAUAAAUUAGGGAAAAAUAAAUAUUGUAAAAAAAUAUUAAAUAAAGAAAAUACAAAUAAGUUUUCCAAAAUUACAGUGCUUCGUUCAAAGAAAAAUGAUAUCAAAAUAAAUAAAGAUAUAGCAAAGCAUAAAAACUUUUUAAAUACUAAAAAGUUAAUAAUACCUUUAACAAAAAUAGAUGAUCUUCCUUUAUCUGAAUUAUCUAAAAUAAUUCCAGACUAUGUUGCAAAUAAAUUAAAGAAACAAGAUAAUAAGGGAAUAUAUUAUGAAACAAAAGAUAUCAUAAAAACACAAUGUUGUUCAUACAAACAAUACAGAACUACUGAAUUGAAACAAAAUGAAGAAAUAAAUGUAUUAUAUCAUAAAUCAGUGUUUGAAAAAAAAUGUACGGAAUUCAAAGAAAAUAUAAUGGAAGGAAUUGAUACAAAUAUAACAAAUAUAAAAUUUGAAAGAAAUACAUAUAAAAUGUCUUUACAAAAUGAAAUUAAUAACAUAGAAAUAUUACAAGAUAAUGAACAUAAAUUAGAAAACAUAAAUUUAUUAGAAAAUAUUUUAAAAUUUUUUUUAAAAACUAAAGACAAUAUGAUAAAUAGAAAAACACGAUAUAAAUUAAAAAUUCAAAAAUUGCAUGAACAUGGGAUAAUAAAAAGUUUAGCAAUAUGUAAUAAAUGUAAAGAAAUUAUUAAUCUUUUACAACAAUUUUCAAAUAAAAUAAAUUUUAUAAAUGAUGAAAAAUUAUGUAUUGAAUGUACAUUAUGUAAUUUACAAAUUAAUUCUUUAUCUCAUUUUCAAGAACAUUUAAUGAAUAUACACUUAAAAUGUGAAAAAGACAUAUUACUCAAAAAAGAUAAAUUUGCAGUUAUUAUUAUUAAUUUCAACAAACAAUUAAAUUUAAAUAAUAAUAAUCAAUUUAUUUUUGAAUGCUGUUGUUGUUCAAAAAUAUUUGAUCAUAUGAGUAGUUUUGAAGAACAUGUUAAAAAAUAUCAUGAUUUUAAUUACUGUAUAAAAAAAAAUAAAGAGACAAAACAAAUAGUUAAAAAUUCUGAAUCAUGUACUACAUUUCAAGAUGAACCAAAAUUUAAAACAAAUCAUAUUUUUGAUAUUACUACUAAAGCAGUUGAAAUUUCUAAUCUAGGAAAAAAAAUUGACACACAACAUAAUAAUCAUAUAAAUGAGUUUUGUAUUAAUACAAAAAAAAUAAAUUUUAAGAACAAUAUAUAUUAUAAUUCAAAUAAUAAAAAUUUAUUAUCAAAAGUAAAAAUAAAAGAGAAGCAAAUAAAUGAUAAUCAAAUAAUGCAGAAAAUUCCAAAAAUAAAAGAUAUAAAAAAAUUAAAUAUUGAUGAGAAAUAUUCAAAUAAUAUUACAAUCAUCUCAGAGUCAAAUUCAAAGUCACAUCAAAAUCAAAACUCUAAUUCUUUUAAUAAUUAUUUUAAUCAAAAAUAUAAAGAUAGAAAAUGUAAAAAAACUUUUUUUAUUACUUGUAAUAUUUGUUCUAAAAAAUAUAAAAGAAAAUAUAUGUUCUUAUCUCACAUGUCUACACAUGUAAAUAAUUCUCAUGCUGAUAUGUAUAAAAGACAAAAAAUACAAGAAAGUAAAAAAGCAAUAAAAUAUGAAAAUGAUUUAAUUUUACAAAAUGUAAAUUCUAAAAAUUCUAAAGAUCAUAUUAAAACUUUUAAAAAUAAUAAUAUAAUAAAUUCUAUUAUAAAUUUAGAAAAACCAAAUCAAAACAUUUCAAUUCAAUCAGAAAUAAUUGAUAAAAAAAUUAAUGUUAAAAAUGAAAAUAUGGAAUAUGUUAUUAAAAAAGAUAAUAUUAUGAAUGAAAAUGAUAAUUGCAAUUAUACAUUGAAUAUAAAUCUUACACAAAAAACAAAAGAGGGUAUAAAAAAACAAAAAUUAAUUAAAUUCAAUAUGAAUAUUGCAAAAAAAUAUACAACAAAUACUACUAGUAAAGAAAAACUUAUAGAAAAUAUAAUUGAAAAUAAAUUUCCAAUAAAUUUUAAUAGAAAUUCUAAUUUUGCUAUAAACAUAAGUAAAAAUAAUAAUAGUUAUAAUUUAACAGAACUAUAUUGCAAUAUAUGUGAUAAAAAAUUUAAUUCUUUAACAAUAUUAAGAGAACAUAUGUUUUUACAUGAUUCUUUAUUUGAAAGUUCACAAUUUCCAAAUUCACUAAUGAUACCAUAUUUUAAUAAUCCUCAUAAAAUAAAAAAUCUAUCUAGAAAAAAUACUUAUAUAUCUAGAAAGGAAAAUAAUGUGUUAUUGAAAAUAAAAAUAUUAAAAAAAAUUCUACAAAAGCGAAAUAAAGUACAUGAGAAAACAAUUUAUCAAAUUCCUAAUAAGAAUAUAAAUAAAAAAAAUAGAAAAUGGCGUUGUAGUCCAUGUAAAGAAAAUUUUGCAUUACUUCGAAAUUAUUUACGACAUAAAUAUUAUUGUCAUAAUGAUGAAUCUGUAAUUCAUAUUUGUGAUAAUUGUAAUAAAAUUCUUACUUCAGUUGCAAUGGUGAAUAUUCAUAUAUGCACUAAUGUUACUUCUUGGAAUUGUAAAAGAUGUAAUCUUAGUUUUCCUAAUGCCAUAUCUUUAACACAACAUAAUAUGAAUACCCAUUUAGAAACUAUAGGUCCACAUAAAUGCAAGAUAUGUAAAUUAAGUUUUCUUACAUUAUAUAUGUUAAUAAGACAUGAAACCAUACAUUCAACGAAUAAUGAUAAUAAUUCCAGUAAUAAUUUAGACAACUUUAUAGAUUUCUCUGCAUCUGCAAAAGAUUCUUUAUCUCAUACAGUAUAUAAUGUAAAUGUUAAUACUGAAUUUAAUGAAAAAGAAUCACAAUUAUCAGAUAAUAAAGAUAUCUUUGCUAUACAUAAUGAUACAUUUUUAAAACAAUUAGAUAAAUUGAAUGGAAAACUUUCAAAAUUGAAUAUUACAUCUAAUAUAUUAUAUAAUAAUGAAAAAAUACUUGAGUGUAAAAAUUGUAACAUAUCAUGUGAUACGACAUUACAAAUGAAACUCCAUUUAAAAAAAUGGCACAAAUGGAACAAAUGUGAAAUAUGUAAUAAUUUAUACCUUACAUAUGAAUUAACAAAUCAUUUAAUAUUUCAUCAUAUUGUUUUUGAUUUAUUUUAUAAAAAAAACAAUAUUCAAUCAACUCAUGAAAAUAUAAAUUUUCAAAAUGAUAUAAUAGAAAUUCUUGGAAUGAAACGUUUGCUAUCUCUUUAUGAAUAUGAAAGAUUUAGUAAUAUAAAAAGCAAAUAUUUCAAUUGUAUAAUAUGUUCAAAACAAUUUUCAAAUAUUCAAUGUUAUAAAAUUCAUUAUUUGAAAUAUCAUGAUACAAUAUGUUUAUUAUGUAAUAUAGAAUUUAAGUAUAAUUUUGAAGCAUUUGAACAUAAAAUUAAAAUUCACAAAAAUGUUGAUUUAUAUCUCUGGGUAGUACAAAUAUUACUAUUAGCUAUUUUACAAUUAAAUAAAUAUGGAAAAACUAUUGAAGAAGUGAUAUUAAAAUAUAGUGAAAGU
Molecule: messenger RNA, 3923 nt
Organism: Apis laboriosa (Himalayan honeybee)
Lineage: Eukaryota; Metazoa; Arthropoda; Insecta; Hymenoptera; Apidae
Product: protein PFF0380w-like
Exons: 1
Biological process (GO): regulation of DNA-templated transcription
Molecular function (GO): RNA polymerase II cis-regulatory region sequence-specific DNA binding; DNA-binding transcription factor activity, RNA polymerase II-specific
Source: RefSeq, a predicted model, not a curated record